AUGGCCCGGGAGUCACGGCUCUGGACACGGAAGGUGGAGGUGGACAAGGAACGUGGCUUGAGCAUCUCCCUCAUCGAAGACCCGACCUUGGACCUGGGAGGUGAUGAUGCGUGGUGCGCUUGGUGCCUUUGGCCGGCGGCUAAGGCAUUGAUGAACUACCUUGCGACCAUGGACGACCAAGUCCUAAAAGGCAACAGCAUUCUGGAGCUUGGAUCCGGCUGUGGGGCCGUGGGAAUGUACGCAGCUUUGCGAGGAGCCAAGCCUGCCAUCCUUACAGACGUUUACCGAGCCCUGCCCCUCCUCAAGCGCAACGUGGCGGCCAAUGGCUUGGGAAGUCUUUGUCGGACCUUGGCUUUGCCUUGGGGCACCCGCUUGGACCACCUUGCGCCCGAGAUUCGGAGCUGCGUUCCCUUUGACUUGGUGCUGGCUGCCGACUGCAGCUAUGACUUUGUGAACCCAGAGACGCCGAGCCCGUCUAUUGAUGCACUCCUCGCGACUGCGAAAUCACUGGGACGACGUGCGUUGAUUUGUGUGUCUCGACGGCCGCAUGAAGUUGAAGCCUUCACUUGCUCUGUCGAACGGGCUGGCCUGUCCCAACUGGCCAGUGUUGUGUAUGUUGAAGAAAUGAAUGCAGAGAAAGAGGGGGUACCAGAAUGCCUCGUGUACUCCUUCAACUUCGCAGAAAGCUUCCAGAGCAGAGCGGGAGAAUACUGA
Molecule: messenger RNA, 714 nt
Organism: Symbiodinium sp. CCMP2456
Lineage: Eukaryota; Dinophyceae; Suessiales; Symbiodiniaceae
Source: the annotation of a GenBank genome assembly